CCCCAUCGCGACCAACGAGCGACGCGUCGAACAAACAACGCGAACUUCACAUAAUUCUCGCAAUAUUCACUUACACGAGGCUCCCCAACAAUACAUUGCAGUGUCCCUCGACCUUCUAUGCCCUUAGUCGUCGUUGCAGGCGGCCGUUCAACAGCUUCUUUCUCGAUAGCGAUACUUACCUUCAUUGUCCCUCUGCUAUCACCAUCCGCUAGUCAAGUCUAUAUAACUUAUAACGUUGGCAUACGGCCGUCAACGCAGCGGCUCUUUCGGUAUCGAAAUGUCGGUCACGCUAGCGUUCAACUCACUCGACAGGAACCAGAGUCCCAUAGUCAUCAGUACGUAUAUCUUGCCACGAGACAGAUAAACUCCGCAUAGCAGAGCGCCAAGUUGUGAACCAAGCUGGCUUCAGCGCUGCAUGGCACGCGGGGCAUGGA
Molecule: messenger RNA, 434 nt
Organism: Mytilinidion resinicola
Lineage: Eukaryota; Fungi; Ascomycota; Dothideomycetes; Mytilinidiales; Mytilinidiaceae
Exons: 2
Coding region: 118-375 (85 amino acids)
Source: RefSeq, a predicted model, not a curated record